AGGGCCAAAUGUAAAAAAAGACGAUGGAGGGAAGAGAUAGGCGAAGCUGAAACCAUAAACCCAAAGCCAAAGCCGAAAUCCAAAUGCAAGUGCAAAACAAACUCAGCUGCGAGUGCUGAAGAACCACAAAAUAUAAAUAAAAAAAAAAAUAAGGAGGAAGUGCAACCUGCGCCCAAGCCUAAUUAAAAAGUAUUUCACAGCGGCUGCAGAUUGCUCAUACGCCGUGUGGACCGCGAGUGCCUGAGUGUUCGUAUUUGUGAGCUUCUCGUGAAAUAAUAAGGUUGCAACUCGUGAAAGCAAGUAGAGGGAUAUCGAAAUCUUUGUUCAACCUGCUGGAGGGCCGUCCCAGAAUUAGUUUGGCAUGCGGCUGCUGUUGCCACAACUGUUGCAUGCAACAUGGAUGGCGAAAAUCGGAUUAUACUCAAUGUGGGCGGAAUAAGAUAUGAAACCUACAAGGCGACGCUCAAGAAAAUCCCCGCAACACGUCUCUCCCGACUGACCGAAGCCCUGGCCAACUACGAUCCGGUACUCAAUGAAUACUUCUUCGAUCGCCACCCCGGGGUCUUCACCCAAAUCCUCAACUAUUACAGAACUGGCAAACUGCAUUACCCAACUGACGUGUGUGGACCGCUUUUCGAGGAGGAGCUGGAAUUCUGGGGACUCGACUCUAACCAGGUAGAACCAUGCUGUUGGUCAACCUAUAGCAUACAUCGCGAUACGCAAAACACCUUAGCCAUAUUAGAUAAGCUAGAUAUUGAAAAUGAGAAGCCCACUGAGGAGCAGAUAGCUCGACUAUUUGGCUUUGAGGAGGCACUGAGCAACGGCGAGCUUAACUGCUGGCAGCGUCUUAAACCCAAGAUCUGGGCCAUGUUCGAUGAGCCCUCCAGCUCCACGGGUGCCAAGAUCGUUGCUGGCAUGUCGGUUUUCUUUAUAUUUGUUUCUGUGAUAUCAUUCUGCCUGAAGACCCACCCCGGCUUCCGCGUGGACCUGCCCUCUGCCGCCGACGACGCCCAUGGUUCGGGGGCGGGGGGUCCGCCCCACGGCCACGAUCCGAUGGGGGAACCGCCGCAGCAACACCAAUACCAUCAGCACAGCAUCACGCCGCCGAGCGGCAGCAUAGGACCCACCUUUCGUGUGACGAACUACACGAGCUACAGCAGCGGCAACUUCACCGCCCCCGGCCAGGGCACGCCCAUUGCCACGAUUAAGGGCGGCCAGCGGCAGCGACUGAAACGGAAUAUCAACGGCAGCAUCCUGAACGAGUUCAUCGAGGAGAAGAUCCUGGGGAACAACGGGAGGAGGAAACACGGCUGGAUCGAAACCUACGGUCAGCCGCACGAGGCUUUCUUCUACGUGGAGCUGGUGUGCAACGUCUGGUUCUUCAUCGAGGUCCUCAUCAGACUGAUUGUCUCACCAAAUCUGUGGCAGUUUAUCAAGUCGCCGGUCAACAUCAUUGACUUUACGGCCACUUUGAGCUUCUAUACGGACGUGAUGCAGCGCAUGGGCGAAUAUACAGGUCUCCUGGAGGCCUUUUCCAUCGUGAGGAUAAUGCGGCUGUUCAAGCUGACCCGUCACUCGCCUGGGCUGAGAAUCCUUAUCCACACAUUCAAGGCCUCUGCCAAGGAGCUGACUCUGCUGGUUUUCUUCCUCGUUCUGGGCAUUGUCUUCUUCGCCAGUUUGGCCUACUAUGCGGAAAAGUUGCAGGACAAUCCGGACAACCAGUUUAAGAGCAUCCCUUUGGGGCUGUGGUGGGCGAUUGUGACCAUGACCACCGUGGGAUACGGGGACGUGGCUCCGAAAACCUAUCCUGGGAUGUUCGUGGGUGCGCUGUGUGCAUUGGCCGGAGUGCUGACCAUCGCCCUGCCAGUGCCAGUCAUCGUCAGCAACUUCUCCAUGUUCUACUCCCACACUCAGGCUCGCUCCAAGUUGCCCAAGAAGCGACGACGUGUCCUGCCAGUCGAGCAGCCGCGUCGCAAGAGGGAGCCAACUGCUCCGCAUCGCGGGAGGACGAAUGCCAUUAAACAAACGCCAGCCACUGGGCCAGGAUUACUGGCCGGUGGCGUUGGUCCUGUGGGAGGGGGCGGGGCAGGACUCGGUGGCCAUGCUGUGGGCCACCCCGCUGCCGGGACGCCCAUGUUCAAGGAUGCAUUCGGCGGUGCCAAAAUCGGCACCGUGAACGUGAACGGCGUCAAUGUCAUUGGCCUGCAUCCUGCGCAAAGGACGACGACGACGACGUUGCCAACGAUGUCGACGACUAUAAUGGCAGAUCCGACGCCGAUGUCGGCAAUGACCUACCAAGUGCCUAUGCUUCAGCCGCCCCCGCUGCCCGCCCACAGUCACGGCCACGCCCAUGGCCAUGUCCAUGCCCACGCUACGGCGGCGAUGACGUCAUCGGCGGCAUCGCUCACUGGCUCAGCUGCUUCGGCUGCCGUUGCCACAGCCGCCGCCGCCGCCCCCGCCGGUCCCUCCUUCAUCAGUUCGGACUACUUGAGCGUGCCGGCGGUGCAGAGCCUUCAGCCGCGGGCGGCGACGACUGGCCACGACUUCAUGCUGCCGCUCCAGCCGAAACUUCUCGGCCCCCUGGAACGCAAGGAUCAGCAUCCCCUACAGUUGACCGCCCACAAUUUGGCCUCCGAUACGCACCAGCUGAUGUACUCGGGCCACGCCCAUCCCGCCCACAAGACAGGAGGCGGUGGAGCGGCGGUACUGAACGUACCGCCCACACUGAGCAUGUCGCAUACGCAAAUGCCACCAGGAAUGGCCAGUAUGGGUCAACGGACUCCGAAUCUGAGUUUCCGGGCCGCUCACGGAACUUCCUCCCAGGUGGCCACCAUCCAGCAACCGAUUCCACACGCCCACGCCUGCCACGCCUCCACGAAUUGCAACAUCAAGAUUUCGGUGGCCUCCGCCGGCGUUCCGAUGGGCUGCCAGGAUGAAUUCCGGGCUCCCAAGGUGACGCUGCUCGAUGAUCUCAGCGAUGAGGUGAACUCCUCGACGGACGAGUGCGGGGAUUGCUGCCUGGUGGAGGACAGUGAUACCUACGAAGGUGGAACCAUUAACAAUGGCCAGAGCAACCAGGAGAACGGAGCGGAAGAUAUCCGAUUGGACGAUGGCCUAAUGGACAACGAGGACGAGGAGGAGGAGGAUGAGGAGGAGGACGACGAAGGAGAUGGUAGUUGUGUGGGCGGAGAUAGUAACGAUAGCAUUGGGGGAAUCUACAUUGGUCCCCGGCACUGAUUGCCCGACAUUAACUGGGAUUUCCCUCACUAAAGCGGAUUUACCAACUUCUGACAGUAAACUGCCUAAAACUGCUCUAAACUGCAAAUCGCUGAAUCGUUGAAUCGGUGGAAAGAACUAAAGUGUAAAUGUUAUGUGAAUGAAUCGUAAAAUGCUAUCUGCAACUCUAACUUUAAUG
Drosophila ficusphila is the source of this 3415-nucleotide messenger RNA. RefSeq lists its product as uncharacterized. Gene Ontology annotation, cellular component: voltage-gated potassium channel complex; axon; neuronal cell body membrane. Lineage: Eukaryota; Metazoa; Arthropoda; Insecta; Diptera; Drosophilidae. Gene Ontology annotation, biological process: potassium ion transmembrane transport; protein homooligomerization. Gene Ontology annotation, molecular function: protein binding; delayed rectifier potassium channel activity. The record is from RefSeq and is a predicted model, not a curated record.